AUGAGUGAGGGAAAUUUGUUUCAAAGGAUUGAAUAUAAUAAAAUAGUUUUACAACAAUGUCAAUUACUUGGAGCAAAGGUUACAUUAACUUCAGAUGAUUUGACACAACCAAAAAAAGAAGUUUAUUCACAAAUUCUUAGUACGUUAUGGCAAAUGUCAUUAAUUGAUAUGAAAUAUUCUAUGAGACGUAUUGAAAAGGAAGAAGAUAUAACAAAUACAGUACAUCAAUGGAUGAGACUGUUCUUACCGAAUCAAGAAGUUAAUGUAGAGAAUACACAAAAGUUACUUCAUAUCAUUGAAGCAGAUGAAGUAGAAUCAACCGAUAAUUCAAGUCAAAGUCCACCAUUCGAUGACUUUGAAGAAAGCGAUAAAGAAAUAGAAGAUGAUUUUUCAUUAAAUGAAGACCGAAUGAAAGCAGAGGAAGAGGUGCUUAAUGAUCGUAUCCUUCUAUUAGAAAAAGAACUAGGAGAAGUGGACAUGACUGAAGAUGAAAUGAAAAUGGCUCUUCAAAAAUAUAAUCAAGAAAAUGAUAUGAUUCGAUCUGAUAUAAUUCAAAAGUAUCAAGACCUAACUUCAUUAAGGGCUCUUCUUCAAAAAGCAAUAACUCAAACUCAUCUUCAACAAAAAGAACUUCAACGGUUAGUACAUCAAAAAGAUACAGAAGCUAGUGAAAUGAUGAGAAAUGAACAACGAAAAAAAGGACAGUUAGAAAGAAAAAAAGCAGAGUUCGAAGAAAUGAAUAAACAAGUUCAAGAAGUUUCAUGUUCAGUGAUUGAACUUGAAUUUCAAAUAGGGAAAUUGAAAAUGAUAAAGAAAGAAGUUGAAGAGAGUUAUCUUAAAGUAAAAAAACAAAAUAAACAAACUGAAAUGGAAGUUGUUGAAAAAGAAGAAGAAAUUGAAAAGUUGAUGAAAAAAAUACAAAUGGAAAAGAAAAAAAUGAAAGAAUUUCUAAAAGAAAAGAAUCAAAUAAGGAAGAAACGAAUAAAAAUAGAGAGUCAAAAGAAGUUAAUUGAAAUGGAAAAGAAAGACAUUAUCAUGCAACGAGAAUAUAAAGAGAAUUAUGCAGACCUUAGGAUAGAAAGAAUUGAAAAAGAAAGUGAAAAAGAAAUUAAUUUAUUACAUGAAAAUAGUCAAGCAGAAGAAGAGUAUCAAGAAGCUGAAAUGAGACUAAAAGAGGUUAAAGAAAAAGAAAAAGAUCUUAAAGACAAUGAUGAGUUUUUAAUUCAAAGGAUAAAACGAGAUAAAACAAGAAAAGAAAGGAAAGUCCAAGAUUUAGAGAAAAAAAAACAAUUAAUAAAUAAUCAAAAGAAAGAAAAGGUAAUAGAAUUAAUUAAAGUUAAUGGUGAACUUGAUAUGAAGAAAGAUGAGAUAAAUAUAAGUCAAUUAGAAAAACAAAGAAGAGUUGAAUCAACACAAGACUCUAAUAGAUUUAAAACAUUAGAAAAAAAAAAGCUUGAAAUGCAAAUUAAAAUUUAUAAAAAAACUUAUCGACAAAAACAAGAGAAAAGAAUUGGAUUGUUAAAAGGAAAAAUGAAGAAUUUAACUGAAGAAUUAGAUGGAUUUAUUGAAGAAGAAAAAUGUAAUCAAGAUUAA
Entamoeba dispar SAW760 is the source of this 1593-nucleotide messenger RNA. Its product is annotated as coiled-coil domain-containing protein, putative. The transcript has a single exon. Lineage: Eukaryota; Evosea; Mastigamoebida; Endamoebidae. The record is from RefSeq and is a predicted model, not a curated record. The coding region runs from base 1 to 1593 and encodes 530 amino acids.